CACAAACAAGUUUACUAGUUGUUGGUGUAGUUUUCCCGUGCCAGUGAAACAUUUUUUGAUAAACAAUGUAUCUCAAUGAGCUGCGAGCGUACUACCCAAGACAGACUAUUAAAAUUCAAAGGGUUGGAUUGUCCAAAUACAACAAUCUCAAUAUCAAAUCACUUCCAGUUCAAGACAAGGACACUCAGGAUGAGAAAAUUCCUGCUGUUCGAGGAAAACUACCCAAAAUCCUGCUUGGGCCGUUAAACUUUUUCUACCUUUUCAUGGAAAAUUCAUCCAUUCACGGAUUUAAUCAUUUGACAAAUAAGAAACUGCAUGUUUUUGAGUAUAUUCUGUGGCUGUGCGCUCUAGUAGGAGGUGUAUACGGGUUACUCACGAUAUCGUUGUCAACGUUGGAUCGCUACACAAACAACCCAACUGUUGUAUCGCUAGAGCGCAACUACAAAGAGUGGAACACUACUCUUCCAGCAGCCACUGUGUGUCCUGAUAGCAAGUUUGAUCAGGAUAACCUAGAUGAGGUACUGACAAGGUUGGGAAUAACUGAAUCAGAUGCUAAAGAAGCAGCUCAGAAUUUCCUUGUCAUGUUGGCAAAGACAAACUACACAUCUUUCAAUCUUCUUCCUGCCUUCAAAGGGAUUUCACCUCGAGAUUAUUUGGACGUCAUUGUUGAAAUGAAGUAUGUUUUUGAAUAUUCCGUCAGCAACAGCAACAUUGACAACGCGGAUCAACAAGAGAACGAACUAGUGAUGAACAUGAAUGAAAUGAGUUUAUGUUACAGCUACAACUCUCAAAUUGCCGUCUACCUGAACCCGAUGUUUUGGAAGACGGGAAAUUACACUCACUCAAGUACACACUUCCAAAUGUUGGGAAGCCCCUUGGAUGGGGAUAUCUUCACUCAAGUGAUGAACAUGGAUACUGCUUACGUUGUCUACCUCCACAGUCCCCAGGAAGUGCCAGACAUUGCCGUCAAGGGCAGUUCAGCUUACGAAGGGUCGUACAUGACACAGGAUGUGGUGGCUCUAAGCAUCGUAAGCGCUCCCGAGAUCCGCAGUCUUACGAUUCCUCAGCGAAAAUGCCGAUUCCUGGAGGAAAGUAACCUGGAGUUGAGUCCUGUCUACUCAUACAACCUGUGCAGAAUGGAGUGUCGUAUGAAACUUGCCUUCAAACUGUGCGGAUGUGUCCCCUACUUCUAUAAGCCCUCAGAUAACUACAAAGUUUGUGACCUAAAUGGGAUGCAGUGUUUGACAGAUCAUGCAGAUAUCCUAGUCAAACUUGUAAGAGGGAAUGAAAGAAUUGACUGUAAAUGUCUGCCACCUUGCGAUGACGUCAAUUUUAUCACAGAAACAGAAAAUAUCAUGGACUGGACACUUGGAACUAAUCUUAAAUGGGGCCUUGUGAAGUAUCCUCGGCAAAGACUUCGGAGAGACGUCCUUUUUGGGGUUGCCGAUGUUUUAGUCAACAUGGGCGGAACUGCUGGAUUGUUCUUUGGCUGCAGUGUCCUCAGCCUGGUGGAAAUCCUUUACUUUUUUACUCUGAGACUUUUUUGGUUUUGUUUGAAAAAAAAUUAAACUCUCAGUAAUUAAAAUAUGAACUGUAAUUAAAUCACUUUCAGAAUAUAAAUGUGUUGUUCUAUG
Macrosteles quadrilineatus (aster leafhopper) is the source of this 1634-nucleotide messenger RNA. RefSeq names its product sodium channel protein Nach-like. Bases 66 to 1568 code for a protein of 500 amino acids. Gene Ontology annotation, cellular component: membrane. Gene Ontology annotation, molecular function: ligand-gated sodium channel activity. Gene Ontology annotation, biological process: sodium ion transmembrane transport. The transcript has 10 exons. The record is from RefSeq and is a predicted model, not a curated record. NCBI's taxonomy places the organism in Eukaryota, Metazoa, Arthropoda, Insecta, Hemiptera, Cicadellidae.